UGUUUUUGGUGCAGUGACGAAAAGAGUUGUAACAAAUACUGUUUUCCAUAUUCUGAGUGUCGUGUGGCUUCUAUAUUUUGGUUAAACUGUAGAGUUGACAUGUUUGGCAUCUUGAUGAUUGUGCUCAUAAUACUGAUUGUUGUAGGAGUCACUACGUAUUGCUGCAUCUAUCAUCAUUAUAUGCACAGCAGAAAUCCAGUCUUUGUUGAUGGAAGACGAGCAACAAUUUAUAAUCAUCGUGACACUCUUUAUGGUUCCCCCUCACCCAUGACUCAGUGUGAUUUUCUCCAGCUCCUCACCUAUAUCUGA
Erinaceus europaeus (western European hedgehog) is the source of this 309-nucleotide messenger RNA. RefSeq names its product PTTG1IP family member 2 (gene PTTG1IP2). The transcript is spliced from 4 exons. Lineage: Eukaryota; Metazoa; Chordata; Mammalia; Eulipotyphla; Erinaceidae. The annotation marks the transcript as partial. The record is from RefSeq and is a predicted model, not a curated record.